AUGACUGGUCAAAUCAAAAUCAAAGUGGAAAAAGAUAAUCAAAACAUUAUCUCCGAGAAUGUUGACUCCGAUGUUAAGGUUUCAACAGACACCCCCACAAAUAAUGACAAGAACAAUGACAACAAUAACAAUAGCAAUGACGAAAAACUGAAUCCAACAAAAACUAACACCAACAAAUCUUCUUCUACUAAUAAUCGAAAAGAUAAACCAAAAGCAUUCACUAUCAAAUAUAAACGUCCUAGAGGUUCUCGUGCUUGUACUGUUUGUCGAUCACGGAAAGUUCGAUGUGAUGCUGAAAUUCAUAUACCUUGUACAAAUUGUAUUACAUUUGGUUGUGAUUGUAUACUUCCAGAAGUUAAAAAAAGAGGCAAUCAAUCAGGUGAAUCCAAAGCUAAAAAGCAAAAAACUGCUUCUAAUUCAAAAACACCAAGUACUACCAUCAACAACGCCAAUACUACUGGUAAAUCAGCAGCUUCAACUUCAACUUCAACUGCAACCAAGUCAAGUGUUAAAGAAAAAAAUUACACAAAGAAAAAAUCUUCCUCCACAAAUACAUCAGACAAUGGGACACUACCCGUACUGGAGAAUUCAUCGAACAUCUCCUCGACAACGGCUACGGCUACGGCUGCAGCAACAAACAACGACAACAAUAACAACAACAACAACAAUCCCAUCACUACUACCGCUUCUGCAUUAUCAUCUUUAUCUAAAUCUACCAUAAACAAUUCCACUUCUACAACUUCUGCAAAUGAACCUAUUUUAAACAUUUCUCAAAUUAGUGUACCUCCAUCACUAACUUCAACUUAUAAAAAUCGUCCUCUGAUGCAUAAAAAGGAAUUACUUGAUUCUAAAGCUAAAACUUCUUUAACAUUUUUAGGUCUGUCAUCAAUUGGGGUUGUACCUCAACGUGCUGGUGAAAAUCAUGUUGAAUUAACUACAGAUAUUUUUGAUACUAUGGAUGUUACAUUAGAUUCAGUUGAAUUAGAAAUUUUGAAAAUUAGAGGGGCAUUUUUAUUACCAAACAAGGAAUUAUCCCUUGAUUUAAUUAAUGCAUAUUUUGAACAUGUUCAUCCAUUAAUGCCAGUGAUUAAUCGUUCAUUAUUUAUGAAAAAAUUCCAUGAUCCUAAUGAUAAUCCAAGUUUAAUGGUUUUACACGCAGUAUUAUUAUUAGGAUGUCGAGUUUCGAAAAAUCCUUUAUUGUUAGAUUCUCGUGGAACUAAUGAUUUGGCCAGUAUAACUUUUUUCCGUCGAGCUAAAGCAUUAUAUGAAACAAAUUAUGAAAGUGAUCCAAUAUCAAUUAUUCAAACUUUAAUUUUGAUUGGUAGUUAUUGGGAUGGUCCUGAAGAUGUUACAAAAAAUUCAUUUUAUUGGACUAGAGUAGCCGUUGGAUUAGCUCAAGGAUUUGGAUUCCAACGUGAUGUUAGUAAAUCACAAAAUUUAACUAUUUCAGAAAAAAAAAUUUGGAGAAGAAUUUGGUGGUGUUUAUUUGAAAAAGAUCGUAAUGUUUCUAUUGCUUUUGGAAGACCAGUUGUUAUUGAUUUAAAUGAUUGUGAUGUCCCCAUGUUAACCAUUGAUGAUUUUGAUGAAACUGAUGCAGAAUUAGGUAUUAUUGAUCCUUAUACUGUUGAUGAAACUCAAGCAUUAUAUUUUAUUCAUUUAGUUAAACUUGCUGAAAUCACCGGUAUUAUUAUUAAACAUCAAUAUAGUGUUAAAUCAGAAUCAAUGAAAAGAAGAAAUGCAUUUUCUAUUAUUGAACAUUGUGAUAUGUUAAUGGGGAUUUGGUUUACUAAUUUACCACCACAAUUAUCAUUUUCAUUAGCAGAUAAUCUGACUCAAAAUUUUUAUGCAUGUUUAUUAAAUGCUCAAUAUUAUAAUCGAUUAUAUUUAAUUCAUCGAUCAAAUUUAGUUCGAAUGGCAAGAUCUUCAUCAACUAAUCCCAAUAAUUAUAAAUAUCCUAGUUGGGGGAUUUCUUUCCAAUCAGCAAGAAUGAUUUCUAUUAUAUCGAAAAUUUUAUUGGAUCGAGAUUUAUUACAAUAUGUUCCAGUAAUGUUUAUUUAUAUUGCUUUUAGUGCUUUAAUUAUGUUGAUUUAUCAUGUUGAUUCAACUAAUGGAGUUAUUGCAUCAACUGCUACUGAUUCAUUAUAUGUAUCACGAGCAGUAUUAAAAGAAUUACAAAAAGCUUGGCCCAUUGCUGGAGUAUUAUUGAAAUUAUUUGAUAAAUAUGCUAAUGAUAAAUUGAAAAGAUCAAAACUUAUUGAAAGUAGUUCUAAAGUUGCUGAUUAUAAAGAAACUGUAGCUAAUGAGAAAUUGAAAAAUUCUUCAACAAGUCCAUUAGCUUCAGAUACUUAUGGAAGAGUGAAAGCUACACCUGAAGUGACAACGUAUCAAGAACCACCACCUCCGCAUCAUCAUCAUCAGCAGCAGCAGCAGCAACAACAACCUUUGCCACCACAACCACGACAAGGUUCAUCACAAUUACCAUUACCACAAACAAAACAACAACAAGGAUAUGGAUCUGUUCCACAUGAAGAUAAUUUUAGAAAGAAUAUUUUUUCACCUGGUUCAAAUUCAACAACAUCAGGGAUUUCUCCUGGAGGAAAUGUUUAUCAAGAUUAUCAAACAUCACCAGCUAAUGUAUCUCAUGCAUUAAGACAACUUCAAGAUCAACAGCAACAACAACAACAACAGCAACUGCAACAGCAACUGCAACUGCAUUAUCAACAACAAGAUUUUGUAUAUAAUAACAAUGGCAAUACCAAUAUUCAACAUAAUUUAAGACCACCACAAAUUGAAGAAUUAGUGAAACAAUAUAAAUUACCUAUGAAACGAGCAGCACAAGGUGAAACUAGUGAUGCUAGUGAUAAACCAACUACAGAUACUUCACCAACUUCAUCAACUAAAUCAUUCCCGGAAAUAUCUAUGGUUACUGAUAAUUUAACUAAUAAACAAGAUUUUAUUGAUAAUUUUGAACCAACACAAUUAUUUCCAAAUUUUAGUAUCCCACCAACAAGAGUACAAUCACCAACUCCAAAUUAUGAUGAACAAAGUAAUAAUAAUAAUAAUAAUAAUAAUAAUAAUCAUGAUAAUGGAAUUGGUAGUAAUAUUUAUGGAUCUAUGAAUCAAGAAAUGACUAUGAGAGAUGCACCACCAUCACAACUGCAAGAACAAUUUCAUGGUGGUAAUGGUAAUGGUAAUGGUAAUAAUGAUCAUCAUUUUAAUGGUGGUAAUAAUGGUGGUAAUGGUAACACUCGUGAUCCACAUACUCCAGGUUUCCAAACUAAUUUUAUUGAUAGUGCAUUUAAUUAUUUGAAUUUACAAUCAGGUAUUGAUAUGAAUGAAGAUAUUCAUUCAUUAUUUCAUAUGAUGAAUUGA
Molecule: messenger RNA, 3372 nt
Organism: Candida dubliniensis CD36
Lineage: Eukaryota; Fungi; Ascomycota; Pichiomycetes; Serinales; Debaryomycetaceae
Gene: CTF1
Product: Ctf1p
Exons: 1
Coding region: 1-3372 (1123 amino acids)
Biological process (GO): DNA-templated transcription; regulation of DNA-templated transcription
Molecular function (GO): DNA binding; zinc ion binding; DNA-binding transcription factor activity, RNA polymerase II-specific
Source: RefSeq, a predicted model, not a curated record